Molecule: messenger RNA, 146 nt
Organism: Dentiscutata heterogama
Lineage: Eukaryota; Fungi; Glomeromycota; Glomeromycetes; Diversisporales; Gigasporaceae
Source: the annotation of a GenBank genome assembly
CCCAAGCUUCAAAUUUCAGCAGAAUUAGCACAGCCAAAAGCCUCCUAUGCCCCUCCAAAACUCUUCCCAUUCAAGAAAAAGAUAUCAAAAGAGAUGCGUAAUCCAGUUAUUAAUAAACUAACCUCACAUUUUACUGACUCACCAAA